Oppiella nova is the source of this 689-nucleotide messenger RNA. Lineage: Eukaryota; Metazoa; Arthropoda; Arachnida; Sarcoptiformes; Oppiidae. The record is from the annotation of a GenBank genome assembly.
UCAAACCACAAUUCAAUUGACUUUUCAUUAGUUAUUAAACUUGUGUUUAGAUCUCAACCACUAAUCAAAUGGCUUCAGGGGACAGCGCCUCAGACAUCAACAGUCCGGUGGGCUCUCCGGGAGUACCCUUCGAGGACAACGACGACAUCCCCGACGACAACAUGAUUACUGACGACGAGUCUGCGGCCAGUCCUCAGGCGAGCGGCCAACCCAUGCGACCCGUCGUAAGGGACGGCCGACUCCGGGACGUGUCGGACGACGAGAGCGGCGAAGAGCUCUUCGGCGACAACUUUGAACGAGACUAUAGGCCGCGACCGGAACUGGAUGUCUAUGAGACCGAUAUGUUGGACGACUCGGCGGUGUCGGAGCUGUCACUCGGAGAGAGGAUUACCGCUGAGGGAGAGAUGCGCGACAGGGAUAGGGCUGAGGGACGGCUCGCGGGCCGCAUGAGGAGAGGGCUCGACAUGUAUGACGACUCGGAGGAGGACGGCUCGGAUCGGCCGCACGUCCGGCGCCGACAGCUGAGAGCCCAGCGUAGGGCUGAGCUGUUCGGCGAAGGAGACGCCGAAGAGAUGAUCGAAAGCAUCGAGAAUUUGGAGGACACGCGCGGUAUGACUGUCCGGGAAUGGGUCGUCCAGUUGGCGCCCAAACGCGAGAUCUACAACCGAUUUAAGAACUUCUUGAGGACC